AUGGGCAAAACAGGCGGCCUUGCUGCCAAGCUGCGAGAUAAGCAUUGUCCAACGCUGCUUAACAUACACUGUGUUUGCCACAGGCUUGCACUUGCCUGCACACACUCUGUGGGAGACAUUGCUCAGGUUGGAAGAGUGGAAACAAACUUGCAACAACUAUGGAAGUACUUUGACAACUCCCCAAACCAUCUCUCUGUGUACACUAAGGUUCAAGAAAAGCAGAAGCAAGUUCACCUGAGCAUGGAUGGUAGGAAGAAGGUUACAAAGCGUCUCCAAAAGGCAUAUAAGACGAAAUGGUUGUCUUUCGACAAGGCUGUAAAAGCUGCUCAUGAAGAUCUUGACUACAUACUUUUGUGCUUGAGUGAACUGGCAGAUGGACUGUUGAAGAAGUUUAAGUCUCCAGACUGGAUAGCAGCCCUGUACAUACUUACAAAUGUUCUACCUGUGCUAUCACUAUUAUCAUGA
Molecule: messenger RNA, 465 nt
Organism: Porites evermanni
Lineage: Eukaryota; Metazoa; Cnidaria; Anthozoa; Scleractinia; Poritidae
Source: the annotation of a GenBank genome assembly